Molecule: messenger RNA, 1380 nt
Organism: Podospora pseudopauciseta
Lineage: Eukaryota; Fungi; Ascomycota; Sordariomycetes; Sordariales; Podosporaceae
Exons: 6
Coding region: 112-1257 (381 amino acids)
Source: RefSeq, a predicted model, not a curated record
CGCGGUUUUUAUGCUGUUUAUAUAUUUCCUUCAUGAAGGUCAUCGCCUUCAAGUCGCUCGUUUGAUCCCUCUUUUUGUCGCUUUUGUCAAGUGAGUUGUAAUUAGGUAAACAUGAUGGCUCCUGUCACCAGAAGCGGCUGGCUGUUGCUGCUACAAGCCGCCACCACACUCAUUUCUGGAGUUUCUGCUCGCUGCAACAGCUGCAAGGCGAGUGAUGAGCUUCUCGUGCUCUUGCGUUCCGAGGACGUCUUCUCCGAGGCCCUUCCAUUCUGCAGCAGUGUGUUGGGUCUUCCCUUGGAAACCGCCGAAGUCACGGCCACUGAGGAGGUAGUUAUCACCGUGACUCAAGCCACAACCGUCACCCAAGUCAUCUCAGACAUCUCCUCCGUCACCGUCACCGUCUCUGCUCCCGUUGCUCCCACCUCCCAAGCGAUCGCAGUAACCGAAUACAAGAAGCAUCGCCGUGACACUGCGCUUGCCUCCCUCCCCACCUGGCUCCCCUCCGGCGAAGACGCCUACCCAGACACCCGAAUCUCCUCAGCCUGCCACUGCCUCGACAGGUCCAGCGCCAUCCCCCUGUCCACCACAACCAUCACCCACAUCAACCCAGAUAACGCCGUCACCGUCACCGAGCCAGCCACGUCAACCGUCAUUUCCACUCUCGUGUCCACCGUGACAGCAACAGAGACCCUCGCCCCCCUCGCCCCUUCGUCAACAACCAUCAGCGUUGCGAUCCAAGUCCUGAGGAAAUCCACAGGUCAAUCCGUCGGCUGGGUCUCCAACUCUGCCGGCCCCAGCAUCGUCACUAACCAAAACAGCGCCCGCCGCUUUACCAUCACCAUCCCUGAUGACCAGAGCACCACCUCCGGCAUCAGGAUUCAACUCGUCGGCGGUGAGGCCACCCAGGCGCUCGGUUUCAUGACUGCGGGCGGUACCACCAGGAUAGAGACGUACUAUGGCAGCACCGACUACGUUCCGUUGACAUCCGCCAACGAACCAUAUGUCUGCGCCGCACAGUAUUGCCACGCCACGGACAUUUGGACUCUAGACACAGAGACAGGCUCAAUCGGCUGGAAUUGGGUCAUCCCCGAUGGAAGCGUCGCUCCGGUUGUUCUGUAUCGUGUUGGCGGGCGGAUGUACCCCGUUGGAAACCUCGCGGCCUUUAUGUCUUCGACGAGUUCGGCGCCGUCCGACACCAAGUACGAGAUCACCCUCCGAUAUGUGGAGAUUGUUGAGACUGCUCCCGCGGCUCCCUGAACAUUUGACAGCAGGGUGGUGACCUGAAUUAGGAAGAAAGUACACUUUAUCGCAUCUAUACGUGACUUAUUAAUAGAUCAUCACAUAUCAAUAACAAGGUGACUGCGCGUCGCUUCCAGAAGC